This is a messenger RNA of Lepidothrix coronata (blue-crowned manakin), 4721 nucleotides long. It is a transcript of the gene SHLD2, whose product is annotated as family with sequence similarity 35 member A. Gene Ontology annotation, biological process: regulation of double-strand break repair via homologous recombination. The transcript is spliced from 10 exons. Gene Ontology annotation, cellular component: site of double-strand break; nucleus. The coding region runs from base 1773 to 4454 and encodes 893 amino acids. NCBI's taxonomy places the organism in Eukaryota, Metazoa, Chordata, Aves, Passeriformes, Pipridae. The record is from RefSeq and is a predicted model, not a curated record.
GUCUUGUGGCAAUUAGUCAUUUUAAGCUAAUUAUUUUUACCUUGUUCCAUUGGCUAGAAUACCAUUUCACAUACACAAAGGUUAAAUGAAAAAUAUGAUUAGCCAGUUUGGUCAAGCAUGUAGAGGUAUAUCUUAAGGUUAAUGUGCUUAGCUCUUAUCCUGCUUUCAGCUGUGGUCUCUCUGAUUUACGAGCUUCACUUAAUUAUCAGCUGCUUGCAAUAUCAGGCUGUGUUUGCAGUACACGUUUGGAGAUGUAUUUGAGACUAAGUAUGGAACAUGAGAGUGAAGAGAACCAAGUGGAUCUCUACAGAGGUUCAAUCACACAACUGUAUUUGGAGCAAUGCAAAUACACCAAAGCCACCCUCCCUUCUGAACAGGACUGGGUUUUUGACUAAAUAUUCAACAAGCUCUGUGCUGAAUGCUGAGAAUAAUUAAAUCAGGAUGUUAAUUUUCUUAGCCUUUAAAUGUUAAGAUAGAAGAUAACUAGGGAUUUUUGUUUGCACAUUUUUAUGACUGAAAUAACGUGUACAGUUUACAGGCAGUUUACCAAACUCCAUACCAUAUUUCUGUUUGAUUCAAGUCCCUUCUGGAGACAAGAGGAAUGACACUGCCUGAGGCUAUCCAAGAAGAGCAACAGAAGUCAUAAGUCAUAUACCCCAUUCCAGUAUUGUUAUGUGGUGAGUUCUGACGUCACAGCAGAAUAUACCUGACUGCCUCAGGACUUAAAGUAACUCGUAACAUUUUUGAAAACUAAGGCUUAACCAUGUGGGUAUGUUCUACAGAACACUAUAUAAGGUGGAUUAGCUCUUGAAUUUUUUCUGGCAUUCUCUACACCUGCAGAAGUACCUAUUGCAGCAACUUCUGUUAGCAAUAACACUCCCAAAACAUGUAGCUAGACAUCAGCAUUUUAAUGAACACUCGUAGCUGUAGCUGCAUAUUUUAAAAUUAUAUUUGUAAUUAUGUAGCAGAAAUUUAAAAAAAUAGAAUGUCUUUCGUGCUAUGUAAGGUGGGCUUAUUUUAAAGUAGCUAGAAAAGCUACUUCUUGAGUCGUGUGAUACUGCUUAAAUGAAUUAAAGCAAAUUCUAAAUCACCUGCUCAAAUUUCACUGACCUCUUAGUGCUUAGUAAAUAAUUAUAAUUUAUUAGUAGUAGCCCAAACACUUCAGUUUCUUAAACCAAUCACUUAAUAUAUGGUUGUAAAACAGCAUGUAAAAUAUUGCAUUACUAGCAAACUUUAAUUUUAAAUGGCUCUGGUGUUUUUAAUAAUUUAGUUGAAACUCUAAUUUUCUGGGAGAUGAAAUUAUCUCCUAACUGUGCUGUGAAAGUUUCUUACAGGCAUUUAUUUCACAUGAAUUAAAAUCAAAGUACUGAAUAAUGAAUUCACAUAUGACUGUUUAUUUAUAAAUGAAGAUAAAUAGCUCGAUAAUUAAACUUAAUUUUAACUUCACUAUAAUGUGUUUCCGAAUAUCAGAAUCAGAAACUAGGGAGUACUGUAAUUUAUUUUUCUAUGCAAGUUUGACACAAGAAAUAAAUAUUAAAUAUUUUUAAAAUAACUUCCAUUUUUUUAGAUAUUGUACAUUUAUUUUUAUAGGCUUUAAAAGUAGUAAAGUAGUGUUUUUACCAGUUAAACUGUGAAAUGCUCCUUUGAAUUUUAUGUAUUUUUAAAGUUGUUAAGAGAAAGUAAAAUACUUUUUUUUUGCAUUGGCUAAUAUUUAUUAUUGUGCUUAUUGCAUAAGCCACAUUUUUAAAGUCCAACUUGCACAGCAGUCAGAAAUGUCAAAAAGACCUCAGAUUCAUGUUUUUGUGGGAGCACCCCAUAUUCCAGGCCCACUGGAGGCGUUAGAGCAAAGUAGUUCAGCACCUACUGCUGAAAAAUGGAGAGAGCUGCACUAUUUGUGUGAUGCACAUGGCCUUUUUUCUGAAAAAGUCCAAGGUGCUGCUGAGCCCUCAGUGUUCCAGGCAGGAAACUCCACAGUCAGAGCAGUUCCUACAAGGGAUGGCAGCACUCAGCAGUCUGAACAGGGAAGGUCAGUGGCAGCAAAAGAAUGUUUGACAUCUCUUGUACCCGCGGCAGUAAGUUGUGCCAGCACACCUAAAGAGACCAAAAGUUUAACUUAUUCUGAUUGUCAGAUAUCUAAGGAUAGAUACACACCUGCAAAUGUAAAUCAGGCUGCAGAUCAACACCUUGCACAGAACUUUACAGAAUCGGCUGGACAAGGCAAACCAUCGCGUGGCUGCUGCUCAGACCUCACGGAGAGAAAAUCCGGUCGUUCGGAAGUGAACGGCGCCGACAUUUCCGAGUUGGUUGCCAGUACGAAGCAGAUCAGCAUAAAUCUGUCUGUGGGACUGCAGGCAGGUGGCAGAAGUGAUCAUCAUGAACGUCUAGGUCAAUAUCUGGAUAUGGUUUUCCGAAAAAGUCAAGGGUCAAAACCAGAAGCACCAAACGGUUGUUCGAGCUUUGCAGUGUCAACAGAUACUGAGUUUCGCAGCGUAGUGACAUCAAGUCAGAUGGCUGUUCUUGCACAGGAGCGGAGUGAGAUGCCGGAAAGAAUCAUAAAACUGUCAGAAACAGAAGCAGGCAAAAAACCUGAAGAAAGGCAGUAUGAUCACUUCCAAUUUGAUUCUGGUGUUGGAACGUGUACUAAUGUGGCUGAAAAUGAAUAUAAGGAAGACUAUACAAAUUCUCUUGAUCUUUUCAGUUCUGAGGAUGAUGGGAAAAAUGUUUGUUUUGAAGCUACGAAACAAGAAGGAAGUGCUCAGGAAAACAUAGGGAAAUUACAAGAAAUUGAAGUUCCUGAUGAGCCCUUGAUAAAUGAAAUCCAUAUUGAACCACUGAGCUCUGGAAUAUUGUGCUCUCAAGUAGACUGUUCUCAUAAGAACUCUUCUAAAAGACCCCGCAAAUGUGAAGAUUCCUUUCAUCUUUUUCACUCAGUGUUUAAAAGGCAGCUGGUAUCCAAGAGAGCUAAACUGAAUUCUUCUCUACCUGGUCCUGGUAUUAAAGUGGAUCAAGAGAGGAUGACAGAGUUCAAGAAACUUCAGAAGAAACUAUCAUCACUUAAGAAUUGCUGCUGCAAAAAUCAAAAGUACAAUAUUUUGGUCACAGUACUACAUCCUUCUCAUAUCAAAGAAAUACAAGUAAAGACUAGACCAAAAUCUCCAUGUAAAGUUCCUGUAGCGACAAUUGUUGUUAUUGACCAGUCAGAAACUGAGAGAAAGGUGGUGCUGUGGCGUGGUGCUGCAUUUUGGUCCCUCACUGUGUUUCCUGGGGAUGUUGUGCUGCUUACAGAUAUAAUAAUGUAUGAGAAUCUUUGGUGUGGAGAAAUCAUGCUUCAAUCUACAUUUACCAGCCAGUUACUGAAUCUGGGGAACUGCUCAACUCUCAAUCCAGAAGAAUUUUAUCCUUUAGGGGAUUAUGGUGUUCUCCAUGGCUUAUUGGCAUACAUAUCAUCAGAAUUUCCACACUUCAGAGACAUUCCACGAAGACAAGUUCAGAGACUGGAUAGUGUUCAGUACAUGCAGCUAGAUCAGCUCCAGCCAAACACAUUGGUGCACUCAAUCCUGAAAAUUAUCGACAUUGCUGUAUUAACAGAAUCUGUGUAUAGCUACAAAGGUGGCAGGCAAAGAAAAAUUAUUUUAACAGUAGAACAGAACAGAGAUCAACGCUAUAGGAUGGUUCUGUGGGGAGCAGGGGCUGCCUGGUGCCCUCAGCUUCAAAGGAAAAAAGAUCACAUAUGGGACUUCAAAUACCUUCUGGUCCAACGUAGUUCUGUCUCAGGUGACUUGGAACUGCACACAACUCCAUGGUCAUCCUGUGAGUGCUUGUUUGAUGAUGACAAAAGGGCAGUUGAAUUUAAAGAAAAGUUUCAGAAAAGCCAAACAUCCCUCAUGCAGUUGACAAAGCUCUCUGCACACUUGGAGGAAAAAUGCUCAGGAGUGAUUCAAGUGAAAGCCCAUAUCUUAGAAUUGAAGUUUACCAUUUCAACUGGUCAGUACAAGCAACUCAUCUUCUCUGCUGACACUUCACUGGAGUGUGUUUUGGCUUCUCUGCCUAUGAUUACAUAUUCAGGUUGUGCCAAAUGUGGUUUGGAACUGCAGGCAGAUGAGAACAUGAUCUACAAGCAAUGUAUUAGAUGUUUGCCAUACAACAAAGUAAAAACAUUCUACAGACCUGCUCUGAUGACAGUAGAAGAUGAAGGAUAUGAAAUUUAUGUUCAUGUCGUGUCUGAGUUGAUGGAAAAAAUCUUCCUCAAUAUUCCUGCAGACUGGCUGAACAGAUUACUAGUGCCCUCCUCAGAUAUAACCUACAGCACAGUAGUAGCAGAUCUGUGUCAUUCGCUGCUAACAGAUACAGAAGCAUCCUAUUUGUUGGAAAUCAGGAGCCAUUUUGUGCUAGAUGAGAACAGCUACCCUUUGCAAAAGGAUUUCCAUCUGCUAAAUUUUCAUCCUGAUCUUUGAAGUACUGACCUCUGCGGUAACUGAGUAACAAAGACCGUAAGAACACACAGAUGGUAAUCAGAAGAAAAACGAGUUAGGUGAAGGAGGCAAAUAUCUUAAAAAAAAUUACAAUAAAGGACUUUAUUCUUAACUUAUGAAAAAAGCAAAACCACCUAAAGGACUGAUAUGGAAUAUGUGCUAAUAGUAUAUACUGCUGCUGUAAUACUGGUGAAUUGUCAUAAAGUAUAUUUUUAUACCUGUAUUUUUAUCUUAAUAAACUCUUCCUGG